This is a messenger RNA of Sclerotinia borealis F-4128, 774 nucleotides long. NCBI's taxonomy places the organism in Eukaryota, Fungi, Ascomycota, Leotiomycetes, Helotiales, Sclerotiniaceae. The record is from the annotation of a GenBank genome assembly.
AUGAAUCCCACCGUUGUAAUUGCUCCUGGCGCAUGGCCCUUGGUAGAGUUCUUUCAGCCUCUCAUGCAGGCCUUUGAGUCCCGUCACUACCCAGCCAUUUGCAAGAUUCCCUCUUCCUAUACAAAAGAAACUGAAACGGCGCAGCCCAUGAACCCCGACUGCAAGUAUCUACGUGAAGAAGUUCUCACGCCACUCGUAGAUGAGGGAAAAGAUGUUGUGCUCCUCAUGCACUCCUAUGGUGGUGUUUACGGUGGCUCGGCAGUCGAAGGUCUGAGUAAGACGGAACGGACUGCCAGUGGUAAAGCCGGUGGCAUUAUCGCCCUCGUCUUCUGCGCCGCUUUUACGGCCCCGAAGGGAAUGACGGCCAUGCAGGUUAUGGGGAUUGAUCCUGAGAAUUUGCCGGAUUGGAUUCAUCAUGAUAAAGAAACCGGCCUAGUCAACCUAACCAAGGCCCGAGAAAUGCUAUUCCACGACCUCCCAGACGACGAAGCCAAUAGAUUAGCCAACGCUCUCCCAAAACAGCCCUACGCUUCCUUCGCAGCACCCAUGUUGUACGAUCCCUACAAUGAUCCUUCAUACAAGGGCAAACUCGGAUACAUUUUCACCGAGGCUGAUCGCAUCGUUCCAAUCGUCGCGCAAGAAAUGUAUGCGAAGCAGGCUGGGGCGACGGAGACUGCUGUUUUGAAGGAUUCGAGCCAUUCGCCUCAUCUGGAGAGACCGGGUGAGUUGGCUGAUGCUACUAUUGAGGUUGUUGAGAAGAUUACGGGGAUUUAG